Biomphalaria glabrata is the source of this 835-nucleotide messenger RNA. Its product is annotated as annexin A7-like. Lineage: Eukaryota; Metazoa; Mollusca; Gastropoda; Planorbidae. The transcript is spliced from 5 exons. Bases 176 to 562 code for a protein of 128 amino acids. The record is from RefSeq and is a predicted model, not a curated record.
AUUGGAUCACAUCUUAGUGACUGGGCUUGUGUCACCGCGCCCUAGGCUUAAAAAAAGAUUGAGCUCUUUGUGCGGUAGUAAAGGAAGUUUGGACCAAGCGUAGAUCUAAUUCUACACAGGAGAGACUAUUUCAUUUCUUACUUUAUACACUGCUCAAAGACUAAAUCGUAACGCCAUGGACAAGGGGAAUCCUCCACCUUAUGCGGGACCUCCACAGGGAGCCAUUCCAGGGGGCUACGGACCAGGCUACGGAGUUGACCCGAACAGUGGUUACCCACCUCAAGCAGGCUACCCGCCCCAAGGAGGAUAUCCUCCACCACAAGGCUAUGCUGGGUACCCACCGCCACAGGCCGGGUACCCACCUCCACAGCCCUACUUCCAGGGCGGACAACAGAUGCAGUCGUCUAACAAUAUAGUCGUCGUCGGUGGUGGAGGCGCACCAGUAACUAACACAGUCAUAGUAGAAAGACAAGGAGUCAACCAUUGUUUACAUUGCAUCAUCACACUGUUCUUCUUCCCUUGGAUUAUUGUCUGGAUCAUACUGUGCAUCACAGAAGGCUAAAGCUUCUACAUGGCCAGCCAAAUCAAAUUCGUGCCUUUCUUGUUUACUAACAAAUUGUUGUUAACAUGUUACUCUAUUUGAGAAUGUAUGAUUGCUUAUUUUGGCCAAGAGUUGUUUAAAAAUCUGUCCAACUGUGUGCCUUUGGCCAAAUAUAAAUUUUACUGAAUUACUUUGAACAGUAAACUUGAAAUUACUUGUUAGACAAAGCAAUUUAUACUUUUUAAUGCAUUUUUAUUAUUACUUUAAUUUUAAUAAACUAAAAUUUAAAAUAAA